AUGCCCAUGCUGGCCCUUGAAGGAAUCAAAGUACUCGACUUUUGCCGCAACGCCCCCGGGAUGUUUGCCACAAUGAUACUGGCAGACCUGGGAGCCGAGGUGCUGAUGGUGGAGCGUCCGAUGGACGAAACCCGGGCCGCCUACGAGCGCAUCGUUGCCGGCAUCGAAACCCCGGAGGACGAGCGGCGCCAUGCAUCCUUCAGCGCACUGCAGCGCAACAAGCGCAGCAUCGCCCUGAACCUGAAGGAACCGGAGGCGCUGGAGGUGUUCCGCAGGCUGGCCGCCGACGCCGACGUGGUGGUGGAGGGAUUCCGCCCCGGCGUGGUGGACCGGCUGGGAGUGGGCUACGAGCAGAUGGCGGGGCACGACAUAAACUACAUUUCAUUCGCCGGGGCCCUUGGGCUGAUCGGGGACUCUCCGGACGGCAAGCCGGUGAUCCCGCUGAACCUGGUCGCAGACUACGCCGGCGGCGGGCUGUGCGGCGCCGUGGGCAUCCUGGCGGCCCUGAUGGCCCGGGAAAAGACUGGCCGCGGCCAGUACGUGGACAUCGCCAUGACCGAGGGCGUGCUGUACAUGCUCUGCGGCCUCAUUGCCGACGCGCUCUCGCAGGGAUACCGGGCCACCAGGGGAGGCAACCGGCUCAACGGCGGGUCGCCCUUCUACAACGUCUACCGCACUUCCGACGGCAAGUAUUUCUCGAUAGCGGCCAUUGAGCCGUGGUUCUGGGAGAACCUGUGCCGCGCCAUCGGACGGGAGGACCUGAUACCGCACCAGAGCGCAGGCGAGGAGAAGCGGGCGGAGAUUGCCAGCACCCUCGAGGCGAUCUUCCUCACCAGGACCCGCGAGGAGUGGUUCGAGGCACUUCGGGACGCAAACAUCUCGGUGGGCAAGGUCUACGACCUUGAAGAGGCCCUCACGGACCCGCAGGCGCUGGCCCGGGGCAUGGUGGUGGAACUGGAGACGCCUGGCGUGCCAGAAGGCAAAGUGACCCAGCCUGGCAUCCCCUUCCACCUGUCUGACACCCCCGGCGAGGUCCGGCAUCCGGGAGGGGUUACCGGGCAGCACACCGCCGAAGUUCUGGCGUCCCUGGGGUACACCUCCAUCCAGAUCGACGGCCUGCUGGCGCGGGGCGUGGCGGCGGGCGGAUAG
Molecule: messenger RNA, 1149 nt
Organism: Geodia barretti
Lineage: Eukaryota; Metazoa; Porifera; Demospongiae; Tetractinellida; Geodiidae
Source: the annotation of a GenBank genome assembly